This is a messenger RNA of Aphanomyces invadans, 2445 nucleotides long. RefSeq lists its product as hypothetical. Gene Ontology annotation, molecular function: guanyl-nucleotide exchange factor activity. The record is from RefSeq and is a predicted model, not a curated record. The coding region runs from base 1 to 1857 and encodes 618 amino acids. NCBI's taxonomy places the organism in Eukaryota, Oomycota, Saprolegniomycetes, Saprolegniales, Verrucalvaceae. The transcript is spliced from 9 exons. Gene Ontology annotation, biological process: regulation of ARF protein signal transduction.
AUGAAGUUUAAACAAGCAUUGCUUGUGCAAGGCCAUGCAUGUCGCAACUUUGGCACUUUAGUUGGCCGCUUGCCGUCGCCUCCGCCAGCGACGUGCGACCGCGCGACCGACUCGAUCGCGGCGUGUGGCGCGAUGGCGGUGGGCAACAAGACUUCUAACAUCAAUCACGCGCUGUGGGUCGAAGAUCAGGACGCCAAGAAAGUCAUGCAGCAGCACGCACCGCCGGCGUUUGGUGCGAUGUCGUCGCCGCAGUUCAUUCACCAAGGGUAUCUGCACAAACGCAAUGUGUUUGGGUGGAGAAAGCACUAUUGCAUCCUUCGCGGCCGCAACAUGGAGCUGUAUCGGACCAAGUCGGCCGCGGACGACUCGCCAAAAUGCACCACGCCGCAUCGCGUGCUCCUCAUCCAGCACGUGCACACCGACUACCGUGUCGCGGAUCAGUUUGACGUCGUCCUGCAUCUUGGCAGAAAGAAAACGUUCAAGCUCGACCCAGAGCAGAUCCAACGAGGGGAAAAAGCGCAAUGGAUCCAAGCUCUGCAAACGGCCCUCCUCUGCGACAACGCGCUAGAACGGUACGGCGAAGACAUCACCAAGCAACUCAUCACGUACGCAUCCAAGCAAGUGUCCGAGUAUGGCAGCCUCCGCCUUGACGACAGCAUGUGGAAGACGCUGCGAAAGCGGUCGAUCCAUGGCGAUCUAUGGCUGCGAUUCCUUGCGCUCGUGUCCAAGGGCAUCGAGGUGACCGAGGUCGCGGUGCCGCCCGCGGUCGGACUGCGAUAUCUCUUGUGCAUGGACAUGGACCCCGCCGUGCCGCGGGAAAUCCGACUUGUGCCGAUGCUCGCCGCUGGGGACGAAGACGCUGGGAACAACGAGAACGCCGGGAUCUCGGACGACGAUCUGGACGCAGUGGAGGCUGUCCGCCGCAUUGACCUGAACAACAUGGUGUCCGUCGCUGACUGCAGCACAGGAAGUGCGGCCGACGCCGCCGUUCGACUCCGCCGAUUCACACUCACCCAUGUGGUCGACGAUGACUUGGUCGUGGAAACGUUCGAAGCGACAAGCACCGACUUGCGCAGCCGCGUGGUGUUUGGGCUCGCGCACAUCCUCAAGAGCUUCCAUGCCGCCAAGCAACAGCACAGUCCCCGACAGCUGCGUCUGCGGCGGUUGAGCACGGCAGGUGAACACGUCCAGGCCCCGUCGACGAUGCCAACGCGGCAAGAACGAGGGUCGUCGUCGCAGUCGAGCGUCGACGUGCUUGGGGCAUGCAGCCACCGCGUGGACGCUGCAAUUCGUAGCUUCAACGUAAAGCCCAAGAGCGGGAUAUCGACGGCGGCCGACCUCGGCGUCAUUGACGACGACAGUCCAUCCGCCACGGCGGCCUUUCUGCGGCAUACCAAGGGUCUGGACAAGGACAAGAUCGGCGAGUACCUCGGCGGCGACGACGCGUUCAGCAUCAGCGUGCUAUCUGCGUACGCUAUGAGUUUUCCAUGGGAAGGCAAGCCGUUCGAGGUGUGCUUGCGUGAUUUUUUGUCCAAGUUUCGCCUGCCGGGAGAAAGCCAGAAGAUCGACCGAACGAUGGAAGCGUUUGCGAGGGCCUUUCAUGCGAAGAACCCGCACAUGUUUCAGCACCACGACGCCGCGCACAUCCUGGCAUUCUCGACCAUCAUGCUCAACACGGAUCUGCACAACAAAAGCAUGAACAACAGACACCGCAUGACGAAGGCGCAAUUCGUAAGGAACAAUCGCGGCAUCGACAAAAACAAGUCGGACAUCCCACCCGCCAUUCUCGAAUCCAUCUACGACAGCAUCAAGGUCCACCCGUCCGUCGCAUCGAUCGACAGUCUCACACCCCUGUAGAAGACGCCCGUCGAGACCGUGCGCGAUCGCGAUGACAACGGCAACCUGUUCGCGAAUCCCGACAAGACGGGCUGGCUGAAGACGUACCACAUUUCCGGCAUCAAGACACGGCGGAGAUGGUUCAUCUUGACGAAUCACUGCCUCUACUUCUUCGAGCGUGAAGAGGAUAUCGAUCCCCUCGGGUUCUACGCUCUCGAGAAUGUCAAGGUCGAUGGCAUCGCUGGGACGCCGGUGGGGUUUGAACUUUGCGCGACAGCACCGAACGCAUCAGUCAAGUCAGUUCUGUAUCCCAAACAACACGCUCGUCGGGCAAAGGGUGGACUCACCAUGCGCGCGUUGCAGCGGGUGGGCUUUGCAGCCGACACCUCAGACGACGCCAAGUCGUGGAUGAAUACCCUGGAGAAGUGCAUCCUCGUCCACGAGACGAACUCGUCGCAAAUCGCGUCAACGGUGUCGGUACUUCCUGCGGCGAUGCCGAGAACACACCGACCGAGGGGGUCGAUGUCGACGUCCGUGGAAGAUGCGACGUCGUUGAUGAGUCCAUGUGAGAUUGACCAUGGGUAUUUAUGAAAAAACUGUCAUUUCUGA